This is a messenger RNA of Emericellopsis cladophorae, 582 nucleotides long. RefSeq lists its product as uncharacterized. NCBI's taxonomy places the organism in Eukaryota, Fungi, Ascomycota, Sordariomycetes, Hypocreales, Bionectriaceae. Gene Ontology annotation, cellular component: nucleus; nucleolus; preribosome, large subunit precursor. The record is from RefSeq and is a predicted model, not a curated record. Gene Ontology annotation, biological process: ribosomal large subunit biogenesis; ribosome biogenesis; ribosomal large subunit export from nucleus. The coding region runs from base 1 to 582 and encodes 193 amino acids. Gene Ontology annotation, molecular function: protein binding. The transcript has a single exon.
AUGGAGGCGAAACCCAAGUUGCAGGUGGCCGUGGAGAAGCCCACGCCAUACACGUUUGACCUCGGUCACAUCAUGGUCGAGGACCCCAACCCAGUCGAGCUCGAUCACGAGGCCAUCGAGGCGUCGCUCGCCAACGUCGCCCGCGACGGCGCGCAAUCUCUCAUCAACCAGCUCUUGACCACUUGCCCCUUGAGCACCACAAAGGACGGCGUCCUCCUCAGUCUCCCGGCGCCAUCGAACCGCCUGCCCCGCGAGAAGCCCGUCCCCGAAGCCAAGGCCCCGACCAAGUGGGAGCGCUUCGCCGCCAAAAAGGGCAUCCUGCCCAAGUCCAGGGAGUCGCGACGCAACCUGACCUUUGACGAAGAGAGCGGCGACUGGAAGCGCAAGUGGGGCUACGGUGGUGUCAACAAGAAGGGCGAAGGCGACGCCAUCGUCGAGGUGGACAUGAAGGCGGAGAGGGAGAGGAAGGAGGGCACACACGUAAGGGGGGACAACCGCAGAGAGCGCAAAGAGAACCUGAGGCGAAACGAGAGGAAGCAGAGGAAAAAUUCUCGGGAUGCCUCAGCGAAUGGAAGGAAAUGA